AUGGCUCGCAUUGCUACGCGUGUUGCCGGGCAGCAGGAUAUCCAUGGUUUGAAGGCGAGUCCACCGAGGAGACGGUGGACGAGAAGUCAAAGUCGGGAGCUUGAGGCUCAUCCGAUGGAUGAUGUUGCCGCUGGGAAGUCUUCUCUGAAGGGUAACAAGUUGUGGAAGGGCAAAGGGAAAUUGGGCGGACAUGACUUGGACGUCGUCACAGAAGAAUCACCGCUCAAGUCAUCCCGAAAGUCGGGAUUUCCAGCUCGUCAGGUGAUUCCUGAAUCGCCUGAGGAUGUGCACAACAACACCAUGUCGGGCUCUACGAUUAUCGUACCUGAGGCAGAAACAGAUCAAGAGGAGGAUGAGGAUGAUGACCAGGACGAGCUGGGGCCAGAGUUGAUGCUCGAAACUCUUCCCAGCUUGGAGCGAUCCGCAAAGGAUGUUCUUGAUUUUCUGGUCCCUGGCUCCGCAGAUCUUAAAAGUAUCGUCAAUAUGGCCAAGCGGCUCUCAGAUCCCAGGAACACCCAAAGCAAACGUUUAAACCUCCGUAAGAAUGCCUUGAAGAACCAGCCGGGGUGGUUCGAGGGCAGGACAUACAUCGACGUCACGCGAGCUAGCGAGUCCCUCUCGUCUCAUUUCUCGAAGGAUGGGGUCCAGCUAAAUUGGAGCGCGGAGCCUAUCCUCCAUCACGCUAACUGUGCCCGUUUCGCUCUCGAGGUGCUUCUGGCUAGUAAUAAUUCAACCGGCUUCAGAAAGGCCAUAAGGGACGUGGAAGGUCAGUUUCCAGCGCCUUUUAUGCGUGAUCUGGUCAAUGGUCGGCGGAAUGCCGUUGGGGAAAGCGCGCUUUUGAAGGACACCUUCCAGCUCGCCUUGGAGAUCCGCACUCAGUCCUUGAUCAUGCAGUUGGAGUAUCGUCAGCAUGAACCCAGCUUCGAUCCGAACUUCAUCCUGGAAGACGGAUUCUUCCUGGAUGUGUCUGUUCACGAACCGAUUGACAGCGACAAUGCUCCAAUGCGUGGGUUCAACUUGCCAAGGCUUAACAUUGAUGGCUCUCUACCCGACGAGUUCAGGGAGGCAGCAUCCGAUCGCUUCGAAGAAAUGGUCGCCAAUCUACCAGAUGAAGAUGGCACCUUUGAUAUUGACGACUUCAAAACAACCUACUCCUGGCGGAGCUUCCUCCUGCGAGCGGCUCGAUGGAUUCGCAAACGAUGUGAGGAAAUUGAUCAGGACAUAAGCCGUCAGCCGAGUGCAGAAUCUGCGCGCGAGGAAUUUUUUGCAGAAAUUGACGCGAAGAAUCGUCGCAGUAGCAGCGUGGCGGGUCGCUCUAGCUUGGCUCCCCGACAUACAGAGGAAAGGAGUGAGCGGGGGACGAUCGCUUCUCCCGACAAUCGAAGAGUUUCGGCGAUCCCACCUGCAACCCCUAGAGACUCGCCGAGGGGCGUUGAGUCUAAGGAACGGAGAAAAUCUGGAAAACCGGCCUUUUUGAACAAAUCAUCUCUCGAGCGCAUAGCGCAAAGAGUAAAACAGCCCCAUGUGUCCAUCAGGGAUUUCGAGGCGCGCAGACAAUCAGACGCUGCUGCCAGACCAGCUCCAAGAAAUAUCCAUAAGGAAUCCGAAUCGCAGCUUCGGCGCCAGACCCUACCAGCGCCCCGGCAAUCGAGACCGGCAGCAUUUGAAGAAGCAACCGAAGAACAUGUCGAAGAGCCUGCCGAGGAGCCUGCAGAAGAGCCUACUGGAGAACAUAUCGAAGAGCGAACCGAAGAGCUUAUUGAAGAACAUACUGGAGAACAUAUCGAAGAGCGAACCGAAGAACAUAUCGAAGAGCAUACCGAAGACCUUAUUGAAGAACAUACCGAAGUGCGUACUGAAGAACCUACUGAAGUAUCAGGCUUCCGUGAAGAAUCGCCGCUCCUGCACCAUGAUGAACAGGAUGUCUUUAACGUGGAUAGCGAGUCUGAACUGUCUGAACUCUUUGUUGGUGAACGUACACAAUUAGAGAAGUCCCACAGUCCCGUUAUGAGGAGGUCACGCGAGCCUCGCUUUGCAACUCUCAGCCCUGUCAGGACCAGACUCUUCGCAACAGAGGUACGCCUCGAACCAACCUCGACGCAGACGAGCAACACCUUUCGCCCAAUACCCUCCAGUCAAGAACUGUGGAAAGCAGCCGCGUCACGCCGUGGUACAACUCCUACACAGACGAGCAACGCCUCGCGUCCACUGCCCUCCAUCCAAGAGCUAUGGAAAGCAGGCAACCGCGACGGUCCAUCCAAACAUGCCAAAAUGUCCGAACAGGCCUCCCGAUUCAUCGACCGUCAAGCCAACGCGCACCGCGUCUCCCCCAUCAGCCAAUCGGCCGAUCCACAAAGCGCAGAACGACGCCACACCGAACUGCAGUCCAAGAAACGACGACGCUACGAAUCAGAGGAUGAAGAGAGCGACGGCGAAUUCAGCAACUACAACCGUCCCGUCGACACUGCACGCAGGCGUGCAGAAAAGCCCGCACAGCCUAACAAACGCCAGAGAAUCGAAGAACACGACGAAUCCGCAGCUCAGCUGCUGAACGGUCUGCAAGAGACCACGCGCAGAACUUCCGUUCCUGAAUCGCCCGAGGUAGCGCCCAGGAGUACCAAUACCGUUCGUGAAUCGCCCGAGGCAGCGCCCAGGAGUACCAACCCCGUCCCUGUAUCCUCUAGCGCGAGACACACAGUCACAUCGACCAAGGCACCAGUGCGAUGGACGCCGGCCGAAGACAAGCGACUGAUUCGGUUAAUUGAAGAAGUCGGUCUAGGAGGACCCAAGGGCAGCGGAUGGUGCAAGAUCGCGAGUCAAAACGAGGCGCAGCCAGUUAAGGAGGGCGAGAGCCGCAUCGCAGGGCGCAACCAAGUCCAGCUCAAGGACAGGGCAAGGAACAUUAAAAUCAGAUAUCUUAAGUAUGUCUCUUUCUCUUGUCAAUUACCGGAGAAUAUAACUAACACAAAACAGAGACCGAAAACCUCUUCCCUCGAACUUCGAGCACGUAACCAUGAAAGAGAAGGACCGGGCCAUGCUCGCGGCGAAAGGUAUCAACGUGACUUGAUCGCAGAGGGUGAUCUUUUUCCUUCACUUUGUCUUGUACACUUGUCUCUUGCACUUAUUCUUGUGAUUUCCGUCUCCAGAAUGAUACCCCUAAUGCGGAGUCGCGCGUUCUUCGAGUGUCGUGGUUCAAUGUCGGAGCUCUUUUAUGUUUAUGCGAGCGGAUUGGGUAUCCAGCGUGCAUAA
Messenger RNA from Aspergillus oryzae RIB40, 3249 nucleotides. Its product is annotated as SANT/Myb-like DNA-binding domain-containing protein. Bases 1 to 3249 code for a protein of 1082 amino acids. The transcript is spliced from 4 exons. The record is from RefSeq and is a predicted model, not a curated record. NCBI's taxonomy places the organism in Eukaryota, Fungi, Ascomycota, Eurotiomycetes, Eurotiales, Aspergillaceae.